GGGACGGGACCAUGGGCAACAAGGCGACGCGGGGGGACUUCGAGUGGGUCUACACGGAGCAGCCCCACACGCAGCGGCGGCGGGACAUCCUGGCAAAGUAUCCAGCAAUCAAGUCUCUAAUGGGACCAGAUCCCCAUUUAAAAUGGAUUGUUUCUGGAAUGGUUUUCUCACAGCUGCUAGCCUGUUACUUGGUGAAGGAUUUAUCAUGGAAAUGGAUUUUCUUUUGGGCUUAUGCCUUUGGGGGUUGCGUCAACCACUCAUUGACCCUUGCAAUCCAUGAUAUUUCACACAAUGUUGCCUUUGGAAACAAGCAGGCUAAAUGGAAUAGAUGGUUUGCUGUCUUUGCCAACCUGCCAAUUGGAGUUCCUUAUUCUGCCUCGUUCAAGAAAUACCACAUUGACCAUCAUCGAUACCUUGGUGGAGAUGCAUUGGACGUGGAUAUUCCGACAGACUUUGAAGGCUGGUUCUUUUGUACUCCGUUUCGGAAACUAAUUUGGCUUGCCCUCCAACCAUUGUUUUAUAGCCUGAGACCACUCUAUGUGAACCCCAAAGCAAUCACUCACAUGGAAAUAUGUAAUGCUCUGGUACAGUUUACUCUAGAUUUCAUAAUAUAUUUCCUUUGGGGAUUGAAGCCUGUUAUUUAUUUAAUAGCGGGCUCAUUACUGGGUAUGGGCAUACAUCCAAUUUCUGGGCACUUCAUUGCAGAACACUACAUGUUCUUAAAAGGGUAUGAAACAUAUUCAUAUUAUGGACCUUUGAAUUGGAUCACCUUUAAUGUUGGCUACCACAUGGAGCAUCACGAUUUCCCCAGCAUUCCUGGAUGCAAGCUGCCAAUGGUGAAGAAGAUCGCAGCAGAAUACUAUGACAACCUUCCUCAGCACCAGUCUUGGGUUCGAGUUCUCUGGGAUUUCAUUUUUGAUGACACAAUUGGCCCUUACUCAAGAGUUAAGAGAAUAUGUAAACUAGCAAGAGAAAACCUAUAGAUUUGUGUCAUUUCCUUUUAUUAAUAUAAAUAAUUUGAUCCUAAUUUCCCAAACUGAGUUUUCAGAGACUGCUGAAAAGAGCUGAAGUAACAUUCUUAUGCCUUCAGGUUUUAUAUAGGCAAAGAAAUGUUGUUAUGAAGCAACCAAAGGCAUUAAUAUUAAUUUUAGUGUAAUGUAACUUUUACUAAAGGAUUUUUUUUGUGCUUAUCCUGACAACACGUUACAUAUGCAUGUAUUCCUGAAUGCAGGGGUGACUGCUGCCUCCUGAGUCUGGGGUAGGGGGGAUGGGGACAAUUUGUGGGCGGGCCAAAAGCCCCAUAUCCACUCCUAUACUUCUGUGCUGCAGCUUAGUGCUCCCCCCUCUCCCCCAACACGCCUCUGGCCCACGCGGCAAAAAGUUGCCCCAUCCUGCACGGUACCAAGUUGG
This is a messenger RNA of Gavialis gangeticus (Gharial), 1410 nucleotides long. RefSeq names its product delta 4-desaturase, sphingolipid 2 (gene DEGS2). Gene Ontology annotation, cellular component: membrane. Gene Ontology annotation, biological process: ceramide biosynthetic process; sphinganine metabolic process. Lineage: Eukaryota; Metazoa; Chordata; Crocodylia; Gavialidae. Gene Ontology annotation, molecular function: sphingolipid delta-4 desaturase activity. The transcript is spliced from 3 exons. The record is from RefSeq and is a predicted model, not a curated record. The coding region runs from base 12 to 983 and encodes 323 amino acids.